AUGAGCCUCGAUCUUUGGGCCCACCAGUUCUGCCUCGCCUGCGACAAGCAGGUUCACGACGGCGCCGCCUACUGCUCCGAGUCCUGCCGCCUCGCCGACUUUGAAAAGUCGCCUUCAUCACCCUCCUCCCAGGCCAGCUCUCCGGGCUUUGCUCCCACCUCGGGCCCGUGGUCAACGGCCUCUGCUGCCAUUCCUACUCCUACAAGUAACACCCGCCCCGCGGCCCGCUCCAAGUUUUACCUCUCCCCAGCCUACGACUUUGGCAACGCCCAACCAUAUGGCACCACGCCCACGGCCAAGCCGCUGCUCGGAUACUACUCAUCCUUGCGCGCCGAUCGCCUGCCCACCCAAUCGUCGUCGUCGUCGCUGCCCCUCCGCCAGCUGACGCCCUCGAGCUCCCACAGCAGCCUGUGCUCCAUGCGGAGCACCGCCUCGGAUGCCUCACGCCUCUCUGAUGGUGUCAAGAAGGAGCUGCAGGCGUAUGCUGUAUCCUUUGAGCAGGUCCGCUUGCAACGAAGACGAUCCCAGUAA
Messenger RNA from Beauveria bassiana ARSEF 2860, 531 nucleotides. RefSeq lists its product as uncharacterized. Lineage: Eukaryota; Fungi; Ascomycota; Sordariomycetes; Hypocreales; Cordycipitaceae. The coding region runs from base 1 to 531 and encodes 176 amino acids. The record is from RefSeq and is a predicted model, not a curated record. The transcript has a single exon.